Messenger RNA from Hydra vulgaris (swiftwater hydra), 832 nucleotides. RefSeq names its product TIP41-like protein. Gene Ontology annotation, cellular component: cytosol. NCBI's taxonomy places the organism in Eukaryota, Metazoa, Cnidaria, Hydrozoa, Anthoathecata, Hydridae. Gene Ontology annotation, biological process: TOR signaling. The record is from RefSeq and is a predicted model, not a curated record.
AAAAUAUAUUUGACUAUAUUUAAGCUUUAUUUUUAGCAGUAAAAUAUGGCUUCUAAACCUAAAGAAGAAAGAAUAUCAUUUGGACAAUGGAAUAUAAUAGCCCAAAAAGGGCCAAUUUUAUCAUCUUCUGAUAGUGAUAGAAUAUCAAAUGAGUUAAAUCUUCCCUCAUUGCCCGAAAUGGUGUUUGGAGAAACAUUUCUUCAAAUAAAUCAUGAUGAUGGCUUUAGCAUUUGUUUUAAUGCUUUGGAUGCAUUAAAAUUAGUGGAUAAUAAAAAUGACUUAUUGAAAGUUGGGGUAGCUGAGGAAUGGAGAAAAUACAGAGCUGAUAACGAGUUCAUUGAUGAUAUAGUUAACCCAUUUGAUUGGACUUUUACCACUAACUAUAUGGGAACACUUGUACCUAGUCAUCAGAAUAAAAUUGUUGCAACAGAAGAGCGAAUUAAUCUAGAAAAACUUCGCCAACGUGAAAGUAUUGCUUUUUAUCAAGAUUUAUUGUUAUUUGAAGAUGAGUUAGCAGAUCAUGGUAUGGUGACACUUUCAGUAAAAAUUCGUGUCAUGCCUUCUUCAUUCUUUGCCCUGCAACGUUUUUUCCUUCGUGUUGAUGGAGUAAUAAUUCGCAUGAAUGAUACAAGGUUAUACUAUGAGAUGGGAAACAAUUUCAUAUUAAGAGAAUAUUCAUCCAGAGAGAAAAAGAUAAAAGAUAUUCCGAACCCUCUUCUUGACCCUUCUGAACUAGCAGAGCAACUAGACCUUGUGAGCGAAACUGUUUGUAAACUUGAGUUGUAGAAUUAUUUAUACCGCCACAUUACCCGUGAUAAAUUGUUUUGCUGAA